Messenger RNA from Stylophora pistillata, 1755 nucleotides. Its product is annotated as N(G),N(G)-dimethylarginine dimethylaminohydrolase 1. Lineage: Eukaryota; Metazoa; Cnidaria; Anthozoa; Scleractinia; Pocilloporidae. Gene Ontology annotation, biological process: positive regulation of nitric oxide biosynthetic process; arginine metabolic process. Gene Ontology annotation, molecular function: dimethylargininase activity; amino acid binding. The record is from RefSeq and is a predicted model, not a curated record.
GGGACAUAUUGUAGGCCAUACACGAUGCAAAUGAUAAACGCAUGUAAUGUACGGGACGUCUUAGGAAACUUACAUGACACCUUUACAGAAUGAAUGACCGGAGUUGAACCAGCUGAUUUUCACAGUACAUUUUGAAAGUUGUUUUUCACCCGCUCAAUAUGAAGCCAAAACCUUCAAAAUUUCAAUAUGUAGGAGCGAUAGUUUGUGGAAUUCCUUCCUCGCUUCCUGAUGCUGCGCAAAGACUGAGUGAUCCUUCAGAAGCCGUGAACUACAACAAAGCGGUGCAACAACACCAAGAGUAUGUUCGUGCCUUAAAAGAUCUUGGAUUACAAGUUAUAGAGCUUCCCGCUGACGAGAAAUACCCUGAUUGUGUCUUUGUCGAAGAUGUGGCUGUUGUGUGUGACAAAGUUGCCCUACUUGCCCGUUUAGGUCACACAACCCGCCGCGGCGAAGCAACGAAAAUGAAAACAACUCUGCAACAACUUGGGUUGAAAGUCGUUGAAAUGCAAGAACCGGCUGCUUUAGAUGGCGGAGAUGUACUGUUUACCGGUAAAGAAUUUCUGGUAGGCCUGUCUACUAGGACGAAUCUAGCGGGAGUAAAUUAUUUGGCUGAAACGUUCCCAAGUUACCCAGUUACAACCAUUCCAGUAACCGAACAUCUUCACCUGAAAUCAAUGAUGACUAUGGCGGGCGAUGAUAUGAUUGUUGUCGGAGAAAGUGAAGAGGCCAAGAAUGCUUGGUCCGAGAUGGAGAAAAAAGCGAGGUUUCGCUAUGAAAAGCUGAGUGUUUCUGAGGACACUGCGGCUAACUGCGUGUUUGUCAAUGGUACACUGUUGCACCUGUCUGCAGCUGAAAUUCCAAACAGUAUUGAGACUUUUAAUAAAAUUACUGGACCAAAGAUUGAACUGGAAAAUUCUGAACUCCAUAAAGUUGACGGCUGCCUCACUUGCUUGUCCAUCUUAAUAUGAAAGAAUCCUUGUAGCUAGAAAAUACAUGUAUAGUAUAUAAUAUUUGUUGGUAGGUAUCCGCUUGAUGAAAUGUCAUCUUUAAAACACUUUCAAGGAGAAUUAAGGAUAGAAAGAGUGGUAAAAGUGAAAGAAGAAACUUUCUUAGCUGUGAAUUAGUCCUUUGUCAUUCACCCAGAUGAAUCAUUCACUCAAAACAGCUUUUAAACUCUUUAUGGUGGCCACCUUGUUACCCCUGCAGACACGGCACCACAGCUCCUUUUUUAGAAAUUUGUUCCCUUUAUUCAUGCUUCUAUUUGACGUCACAUUGACUAAUGUCAUUAUGUAAGACAUCUGAUAACAUCACUGUUCUCCCGGGCUAUUGCAAGAGUCCAUUUGGUUAAUACAGGUAUAAAAAGUAAAAUGAAUACAACUCUUGUGAAACUAUUUCUGGAAUAGUAAUACAUGAAAUCAUAACUUCUUUCAAAUAAAAUCACCAAGUUCAGCAUUGUAUUAAAUAAUGGGUAGUAUGAUAGAAAUGGACUCUUACUUUGUGUAGAAGACACAGUUGAUGUAAAAUAAUAGAGAACAAGAAAACAAUGAAAACAGUAGGUCCAUGAGGUGGUGUUAUUUGGUGAAGUGUCCUUUGUCUUUUACACCAAGGGGUCUAGAAGUGGAUUGGACAAAUAUUUAAGGCGACUAAAGUAAACACUAAAAGUCAAGUGUAUGUUUGCAGAAUUUUAUUUUUCUUUACACAUGUUGUAGAAGUAAGGGAUCCACAGUUUCCAUUAAAAAAAAGUCAAACGUGAUA